Arvicanthis niloticus (Nile rat) is the source of this 3793-nucleotide messenger RNA. It is a transcript of the gene Tceanc, whose product is annotated as transcription elongation factor A N-terminal and central domain containing. Lineage: Eukaryota; Metazoa; Chordata; Mammalia; Rodentia; Muridae. Gene Ontology annotation, cellular component: nucleus. Gene Ontology annotation, biological process: DNA-templated transcription. The record is from RefSeq and is a predicted model, not a curated record.
CGUCCCCCGCUGAAGGGCUAACUCCCGUUUCCAGUGGAAGUCCAUCCCGGCUCGCAGGGACGCUCUGGCUCUCCCUGUGCCCGGGCGGCUCUAAGGGUCUGUCACUGAACCUGAAGCUCACCAGUUCAGCUAGACUGCCUGGCCAGUGAACUCCAAAGAUUGACCUGUCUCUCUCUUCCCGUUGCUGAAAUUUCAGAAAGAAAGUAUUUGCUGGCCUCCUGUCCUGGAACAACAGCUGGACUUUCGGGGAUACAGUAAGUGAGUACAAGCAGGUUGCUGUAGAGAGACAAGAAAAGGAACUCAGGAGCUGAAAGAAAAGAAAGCAUCUUGGACAUUUUGUAACAGAAGAGAAUAUCUCGGAAGGUGCUUGUCAGCUGUGAAAAUGUCUGACAAGAACCAGAUCAUUGCCAGGGCUUCCUUGAUUGAGCAACUGGUGUCAAAAAGGUAUUUUGAGGAUAUUGGUAAACAGCUUACUGAGCUAGAAAUGAUUUAUGUGUCUAAGGAACAUCUGCAAGAGACAGAUGUAGUCAGAGCUGUUUACAGAGUCCUCAAAAACUGCCCAUCAGUGGCUUUGAAAAGGAAGGCCAAGUGUCUUUUGGCAAAAUGGAGAGGUUUCUAUAAGACUACACACUUUAAAACAAAGGAAAGCCUUAAAGUACUCCAUACAGAAGUUAAUACAGAAGAAAGUGUAGCAGUUUCUGAGGAUGUAAGCCAGGAUGAAACAUCAGGCUCUAGCCAUAAUGAGAUACUGGGUCUCUGCAGUUCUCUUUCUAGGCUGUCACCCCAAGAUGCUACAAAGCCUGCUGAAGCAGUUGGGUCUGAAAGUAACACUGCUCAAAUGGAAAUUAAUGAAGGCUGUUCGGAGGGUGAUGACUCUAGAUCCACCAGCAAGGACUCUGGUGUGUUACAAGAUCCCUUAGUGUCCAUGAGAUCUAAGUGUGUAGAACUUCUUUACACAGCAUUAGCUAGUUCUUGCACAGAUGACACAAAAGUUUACAUAUGGCAGAACUUAGCAAGAGAAAUUGAAGAGCACAUUUUUGCCCUUCAUUCAAACAAUAUCAAAAAAUAUAAAACUAGUAUUCGAAGCAAAGUUGCCAAUUUGAACAACCCCCAAAAUUCUCAUUUACAACAAAACUUGCUGUCUGAAGCCAUGUCUGCAGCGGAAUUUGCUGAAAUGACUGUCCUGGACAUGGCAAACCAGGACCUGAAGCAGUUGAGAGCUUCCUACACAGAAUCCAGUAUUCAGGAACAUCAGCUUCCCCAAACACUUGAUGGCACACAGACAGAUAAAAUUAAGUGUAGGCGCUGUGAUAAAUACAACUGCAAGGUUACUGUAAUUGCCAGAGGAACACUUUUUCUUCCAAGUUGGGUGCAGAAUUCAAACCCAGAUGAACAAAUGACCUAUGUCAUUUGUAAUGAAUGUGGGGAGCAGUGGUACCAUAACAACUGGGUGUGCUUUUGAUGUGUAAAUAGUCUUUUUAAGAGCAUGUGUUCACCUUUUUGUUCCCACCCCACCCCACUUUUUUUUUUUUUUUUUUUUUUUUUACAAAAUCCUAAUCUUAUUUUUGUCUUCAGAAUUUUGGUUUGUGAAAGAUGUCAGUAUGUAGCCAGAGCUGGCCCAGUCUUAUGAGUGCUUGCAUUACAGGAGCAAACACCACCACACCUGGCUUUCUGUACUGUUCGUACUAAAGACUAAGAAAAGAGAGUUGUUUGCCAAAGUGUAGGCUAUAGAAGGCUAUCACAUUGUACUUUGUGACCACUUAGUACUUUACUUAGAGUGGUACUGUAACUCCAUGCAGCUUGAGAGCAUGUUAGAGAUGAAGACUUUUGCCUGAUGCUCCUUGAGUCCUGAUAUGCAUUUUGACAGAGUCCCCAGGUGAUCCUUGGGAUGCUUUGAGAAUCACUGACAUAGCAGCAGGCCUGUGGUUCUCAGGAGUGAUUAUAUAUUUGAAUUUUCUGGAAAGCAUUGAAAUGUACUGGUGCCAAGGGCCAAGCCCAGUACAGUUCAGUAUGAACAAUGGUACUUGACCCAGUAAUCAACAUUGCUUUGGUCACAUCUUGGUUUAUUUUAAGUUGCAGUUAAGAGUUAGAAACUACCUGUAAAUGGUCUCUCAUUUGAACCUUUCCAUAGUUCUGAAGAAAUUAAUGUUAUUCUGGAGACUUUACAGAUGAGGAAAGAGGCCCACUUGCCCAGGUUACACACCUGUAGUAGUCUGCCUCACACUGAUGUCAGAUAUUCCAGCUUACUUCUGAAGAAGCAGGUGUGAUGAUGGCACAUGCCUGUAAUCCAAAUGCUAGGGAGAAUGAGGCAGGCAAAUGAGGCAGGAGGAUUUAUGUGAGUUCAGGGCCAGUUUGACUUGCAAAGUCCCUGUCUCAAAACUGUGAAAAGGGCAUCGUGUUUCAAGCCUGUAAUCCUAGCAUUUGGAGUGCUAAGGCAGAAUCUCAUGAUUGAGGGCAGCCUGGGUUUUAUAGAAAAACAUUGCCAAAUCCAAAAAGAUUCAGUCUGAGAAUGACUUAAUAUUGACUUUGUAAGAAGUAUACUCUUGGAAGUGGGUACUAAGCAAAUAGUAUAUGGGAACUCUAAGGUUAGGUGACUGGAGUUUUAUUCUUUCAUCCUUAAUUUUCUCAUUUUUCAAGUCUCUUUUGACUGGUGAAAAGUUGCACUGUAAGUUAGAGUUUGGCUUGGAGCCUGUUUCCUUAGUUGAAUGACCUGUAUAUUUUUUGAGCACUUCAUAAAGUAUGAUCUAUAGUUUCUUGAUGUUAGGAAUCUGUAUGCCUUCAAAGUGCCUGUGUGUUGGGUUUGAAAUUCAAAUUAUGCUCAUGUAAAAAUGGCACUGGUUGUUAGAGGAAGUUCACUCUUUCAAUCUCAACAUUUAUUUACAUACUAACUGAAGAGGAAAUCACUUCUCUUAGGACUUUGCAAACAGUGUUUACUGAUUUGUAUGUUUAUACACAAUCCUUUUUUAUGUUAUUAUGACUAAUUUUUUUCUUAAAAGUGAUACAAUGUUUGUCAUUUGGGGUUUUGAUUUUUUUUACCAUGUAAAACAAUUUUAUACAUAAUCAACACAAAACCUUGCAUAUCUGUACUCCUUUUACAGUUGACCAGGUGAUUAGAUACACAUUUUUUCUUUUGUUGUUUGGCAAUACUUGAAGAGUUUCUAUUUUUAUAAGACUAGCUUCACUCUAGCCUAAGCUGGGCUCAAACUCACACUGGCCAGCCUUAACCUCCAGGGUGCUAUGAUUGGCAGUGUAAGACACCAUUUUGAUAUGAUUUUAUCAUAUCAAAGAGUUUUUCUUAGUUCCAUAUAAACUCACAUUUUCACUAGGUAUUAUCCUCUAACUCGGCAGUAUUCCUUCGAUGGGAUCUGCAGGCUUUUCUUUAUAUCUAUCUUUACCUCCAUAUGACAGUUCCCCAAUGGAUGCACAAAACUAGCAAACAUUUCUGUUUUAGAUUUUUUUGAAGAAACCAACUUGAAGCUGUCAAGUCUGAAUUAUAUUUUGUUGUAUUUUCUCCAUAUAGCAUUCCAGGGCUGUUCACCAUGAUGCAAUGUCUUAGUCCUUUAAAGAGUAACAUACAAAGUCAUCAAAAACUUAAAAGUUUCACAAAAUGUGGUUUCAUGUGACUUGGAAUGAUCUUUAAACCUAGACAGUGGUUGUGCAAGAGCACACACAGCAUAUAAAAACCUUGUUUAAUUUGUUCAAGUCAGUUUGGUGCUUGGAUUUUCUGUGUAUCUAUGUAUGGUUCUUUAUAUUGAGAUUUUGUAAGCUAUGUUUACCAAAAAUAAAAGCAUUU